Molecule: messenger RNA, 495 nt
Organism: Pieris macdunnoughi
Lineage: Eukaryota; Metazoa; Arthropoda; Insecta; Lepidoptera; Pieridae
Source: the annotation of a GenBank genome assembly
AUGCCAAGGAGACGAAACGGUGAGAUACCCUUGCCCGACGGAUGGGAUUACGCGAGGGACUUUGACGGUAAACUCUAUUUCAUCGACCACAACAGUAGAAAAACGACGUGGAUUGACCCGCGAGACAGUCUUACGAAGCCCCAAUCGUUUGCGGACUGCAUUGGCAAUGAACUGCCGCUUGGUUGGGAGGAGGCCUACGACCCACAAAUCGGGCCAUACUACAUCAACCAUGUCAAUCAGGUGACGCAGCUAGAAGACCCGAGGUUAGAAUGGCUGAGCAUUCAGGAGGCAAUGCUGAGGGACUACCUCCACACUGCCCAAGAGGCUCUAGAGUUUAGGUCAUUAGCCUUCUGCACUCCGUCGACUUUGGGUUUCCUCGCCAUGUUUCCCUUCACCAUAGCAUUCAUGCACAUAGACAAAAAGUCACUUGGUCCAGAGUCCACCAAAUCCAACACUCCCAUACAAUUACGAGUAUUGACUCGAGUCUAUAGGUAA